Messenger RNA from Carassius auratus (goldfish), 1491 nucleotides. Its product is annotated as transcription factor LBX1-like. Gene Ontology annotation, biological process: regulation of transcription by RNA polymerase II. Gene Ontology annotation, cellular component: nucleus. The record is from RefSeq and is a predicted model, not a curated record. The transcript is spliced from 2 exons. Gene Ontology annotation, molecular function: sequence-specific double-stranded DNA binding; DNA-binding transcription factor activity, RNA polymerase II-specific. NCBI's taxonomy places the organism in Eukaryota, Metazoa, Chordata, Actinopteri, Cypriniformes, Cyprinidae. The coding region runs from base 272 to 1066 and encodes 264 amino acids.
UGAACAGAACAGAGCUGUCAACGCACAGGGCUAACUGCUCAUUUGUUGUUGGAUAGUGAUGGUGAGAGACUAGGCUAAACUCAUUGGACGUUGCCAUUUUCGUUGGGCAGCUACUCAUUUGCCAAAAGACUUUCGAAUAGAAUAGAAUAGAAUAGAAUAGAAAGUGGUAGUCUAGAUUUUUAAACCAACACUAUAUAGCCUACUGUAAUUAAGAGUCUCGACAAAUUUGUAUACAAAGUUUUAGAACCAAAGCUGCUUUGCAACGGGUUGGAUGACGACGACCAAAGUUGUCAAAGUCUGUGAGGCCAUGGAGAGCCGUGGGCCGAACCCCCUGGACCACCUUCCACCACCCGCGAGUUCCAACAAGCCAUUAACCCCCUUCAGCAUCGCAGACAUCCUCAGCAGACCGACUGUCAAGCGAACUCACAAGAUUCCCCGGCUUCCAGCAUCAGAGAGAGCCCGGCAGAGCAUCACUAGAUCACGGCAGACUCUCUUCACUCAAGCAUCGCCUCUGUGUGCUCUUCAGGAACUGGCCAGCAAAACGUUCAAAGGGCUCGAAUUAGGUGUACUCCAAGCAGCAGAAGGAAGGGAUGGGCUGACUCUGUUUGGUCAAAGGGACAGUCCCAAAAAGCGCCGAAAAUCUAGAACGGCCUUCACAAACCACCAGUUAUAUGAACUAGAGAAAAGGUUUCACCAUCAGAAAUACCUGUCACCUGCCGACAGAGACCAGAUUGCCCAUCAGCUGGGGCUGACAAACGCGCAGGUCAUAACCUGGUUCCAGAACCGACGGGCCAAACUAAAGCGAGAUCUGGAGGAGCUGAAAGCGGACGUGGAGUCAGUCAGGUCCACAGGUGCAGUGCCUCUGGAUAAAAUCGCUAAACUGGCCGAUCUGGAGAGGUGUGCGGUUGGAGCCACGGGGCAUCCUGGGUCUGAGUGCUCGCCACGGCUGGGUCACGAGUACAAGAGCGCGCACAAAUUAUGUCUGUCCCCCAUGUCGUCUCUCUCAGACCACACAAGUCAAGACUACUCCGAGGACGAGGAUGUGGAAAUAGACGUCGAUGUCUGAUACAGCUAAACCACUGCAUAUUGAUUUGAACUUUUGUAAAUUUAUAUUUUAAGAGACACACGCAUGCACAUAGUAAUGUUUUUCUGAUAAUGAAUUAGUUUAAUUUAUAGCCAGACUAUGCAAUUUUAACUCCUAUAGGCUAUUUGUUCAAUACAUUGAAUGAACUAGCAGCUGACGUUUUUAUAUGUAAGAUAUUGUAUGUAAUGUAAUGGCUUUAAUUGGUGUAAUAAGAGAAUAUGUCACAAUCCAGGGCAAAUCAGGCAAUACAACUUAAUUACAAAAUAUAUAUAUAUUUUUACAAAUAAUUAUGUUUAUUGCGUAUGCUAUUAUGCUUAAUACGCAAUAGACAGUGACUGCUUUGUUGUAAAGUUUUUGUACAAUUCACUUGCAAUAUAGUGCCUUUCAAAGUUAGGCCAUUGUACCAC